GGACAAACGCGCACACGGCGCCGCUCGCUCCUGUUCUGAGGGACCAGAGAAUAGGUGGGCUUCCGCUCCGCUCUCAGUUGGUCCCGGCUUCGACACGGACGCGUUCAAUCCCAUCAAUUCAAUCGCUGGAAGCACCCAUGCUGAGACUACGGUGGGGCAGACGGCAGCGGAAGCGGUACAAGAUCGAAGAAAACGAGGGCAUGGGUGGCCAAAACUCGCGCACAUGGUCGGUAGGGUAAGGCCUCUCUUUCCGUCCUCGGACUCGUGCACGCAUGUCACAUGCAUCCUAGAAAACCUGUAAGCUGGAUUGGAAACCGCGGCUAUCUCCUGUUUCCAGAUUCAUAAAUGGCAGAAUCCUAGCAGAAGAGAAAAGAAAAAGACGGCAUUAACUGGGUGUUGGCCUGUUUACAGAUUCCGCCUUUGCUAACUAGUUUGUCGGUUUAUCUGUUAUUUUCUCUUAUUCCCUUUGAGAGGGGUUCUGCUUCUGUGGUGGAAAUCGGUGGCCUUUUUCCCCUCGUUUGCGAAAAAAUUGGAUCUUGCAUCUGCCCUUUUCCUUCUCCGACAUGGAAGUAGAAGGGCUACCCUUUUUACUAUGCAAAAGUGGCGGGGGGAAGGGCGAAGGGCUGUUUGGAGUGAUCAUAUUGGGGAUUUGCUCCAAGCAGUUGCAAAAGAAGAACGAGUCCUUUAUGAUCAGAAACUCCAUUAUUUGCGUCCAUUAUUUGCGCUCAAUCAUUUUCCUUUAUUCACUAGUUGGAUUCAAGGCGCAAAUUUGAAGGAUGAAAAUGAUUAAGGGAAGAGGAUUUAGCCUAAAGGUUGCUUCUUUCUUGAAGUCAUUUGCAGUUUCUUGGAGGACCCGUAGAAUGACAAAUCUGGUCCCCGACCCCUGGACCUGCUGUGUCAGAAACUCAUGUGUUCUAUUGAUUCAGCUGGGGAGGGAAAGUAGAAAAGGUGUUCCUGACUCAUUACCAUGUUGAUUUACCGUAUUAUCUGGUCUCUUAUUUUGUAGCAGUAAAAGAUAUCCAGUUUUUCCUUCUUCUGGAUUCUCUGAGAAGCUUGUUUUCAGAUUGAUCUGGUGCUCAAAGCCUCUAACUAAUCGGAAAACUGGAAGGUUUGUAGCUUAUGUGUUUGAGUUUUUGUUAGAAUGAAAAAGCUUCUGUACAAGAAUAUGAAAGAGACUAUUGUUGUUCAUUUCCUAUAGGAGAUCAGGUCAUCUUCUCCCAAAGGCUGGCAUGUGGUAAAACAGUAUAAGAUGGUAUUCUGUUGAAUAAGAUAACUAUGUAAACUUUGAAGGAAAAAUUGGAUGGAGAGAGAGAGAGAGAGAGAGACUUGGUAUCUGUAUAGGACAAAAACAUGGAAGAAAUAUGAUUUUAAUGGAGGGGCCGCUUGAAUUUGAGUUAUUGUUUUGGAAGCAAAAUUGAACUUGUUGUCCUGAUUUGUCAAUCAACCAUCUGGUGGGACAAGCCUUCAUGAUAUACAUGUCAAAAUUGAUUGCCUCACCGUCAUGGGAAUAUCUUCCUGUAUCUUGUGAGAUUCAUCUCCUGUUCAGAUGGUAGACAAUGGAAGUGAAAGAGAUGACCACCUGCAUAAAUGGUUGAGCGUUUCCUCGAGAGGAGUUGAAUCUAGCCUGAAUUAGGGGGGUUAGGGCUCAGUGUAGGAAGUUGAUGUGUAUCAGUGUUGCAAGCACAAAAGGAGAUUUUCUCUACUGUAUGUUUGCUGAGAUGAUGGCUUCCUGAUUCCAAGAGGAGAAACAUCUUUUGUAGAACUCAUUGUGUUUGCAUUGACAAGCUGUGGUUUUAAAGCACAGUACAAGUUGGACCAGUUCCUAUAAUUUUCUAGAUUCACCAUGGAUUGGACCUCAAAGAUGCCCUUCUCAUUUGAUUGGGAGACCUUGGCACUACUCAACGGAGAAGAAACUGAAAUUUCUAAAUCUGCACAGGAACUUAAAUCAAAGAUCGGAAGCGGCAUAGGAAUGGGCACUGGGUCUCUGCAAUUUUCUGGUGGGGAUAUGUGUUCUAGCUCUAAAGUGGGUUCCUGUUCAUUCAAAAGCUCCAUUUCAGCAUCUGAUUCUACAUCAAAUGCAAUGAGGAAAAUACCGGAGCUGAACUUUGAAUCAGUUGGAGGAUUUCUUGUCAACCAGAACAAGAACAAAGAUUUAGCUAGGGUGGACAUUUCUGAAACUUCACCUGCUGUAGUGUCUGCAGAAGGCACUAAGGAGCCUGUGAUUACUCUAAAGCUUGGAAAAAGAACAUAUUUUGAAGAUCCUUGCUUGAGGAAUAACAUGAAGAGCUCAUAUUUUCCAGCUUCUAAUCCCUUGUCAACUACUUCGGUUAAGAAAUCAAGGGUAUAUCAGCAGAACUUGCUGAGAGCUUACUGCCAGGUGGAAGGUUGUAACAUCGACCUCUCCACAUCUAAAGAUUAUCAUCGAAAGCAUAAAGUUUGUGAAAGCCAUUCCAAGUCACCCAAGGUCGUUGUUGCUGGUCAGGAUCGCAGGUUUUGCCAACAGUGUAGCAGGUUCCAUGAUUUGUCUGAAUUUGAUCAGAAAAAGCGAAGCUGUCGUAGACGGUUAUCUGAUCAUAAUGCACGUCGACGGAAGCCACAGCUAGAGACAAUCUCAUUCAGUUCUUCAAAGCUUUCAGUAUCAUACUAUGAUGACAAACAGCAGGCAAAUCUUGUUUUUGGUCAAUCUCCUUUCCGUCAGAUGACAAGCAUUGCAAGCUCAAUAUGGGAUGGCUCAGGCAGCUUGAAGCUAACACAAAGUGAAGGAUCUUGGAGAAAGUCGAGCGAAACAGGAAGUACUAAUGGGCAGUUGCUUUUUCCUAGCAAUACCAACUUAAAUAAUGCUUACACUGGCCAUGAUAUGGACAGUCUCCUGGCACUAAAUGGCACCACUGCUGAGAUCCUCAAUCAAGGUCUUGAAGCGACUGCUACUUUUCAAUCGGAUGGAGCACCGGAUCUUUGGCGUGCUCUCUCUCUUCUGUCAACCAACAAAUCUUGCAGUCCACCAAUCACAGGGUAUGCGAACGAUGCUCGUCCUGAGCAGCCCUUAUUGCAAGUGCUUCCAUUUGAGUCGAGGAGCGACAGUGGCCAUCAGCUCCAGGAAUCUCUCCUGUUCAAGCCGUUCUUUGGGACAGUGUUCGUUGACACCAGUCAUCUAAGCUAGCAUCAUCAGUUUCAGGAUUGCCAUGUUGGAGAAUAAACAAAGUCUGAUAAGUCCUCACAUCAUUUUACAUCUUGAGUUUCCCUCUUAUGCCAAAUUGCUAAGCUUGGCAUCUGAUUGCAUUCAGAGCACCAACGUCCUCCUCCUCUAAGGAAAACUUGUUCAUGCUUAUAAUACAACCAAGGAAGGAACAUUCAGCAUGUAUGAGUGAAUGCCAAUACAGAUUCAUGCUUUUACUCAGAUUAAG
Messenger RNA from Musa acuminata subsp. malaccensis (wild Malaysian banana), 3404 nucleotides. The record is from RefSeq and is a predicted model, not a curated record. Lineage: Eukaryota; Viridiplantae; Streptophyta; Magnoliopsida; Zingiberales; Musaceae.